Messenger RNA from Columba livia (rock pigeon), 5752 nucleotides. It is a transcript of the gene IKZF5, whose product is annotated as IKAROS family zinc finger 5. The coding region runs from base 277 to 1536 and encodes 419 amino acids. Gene Ontology annotation, biological process: regulation of transcription by RNA polymerase II. The record is from RefSeq and is a predicted model, not a curated record. Gene Ontology annotation, molecular function: RNA polymerase II cis-regulatory region sequence-specific DNA binding; DNA-binding transcription factor activity. Lineage: Eukaryota; Metazoa; Chordata; Aves; Columbiformes; Columbidae. The transcript is spliced from 6 exons.
UCUCGCGAGACUGCGGUGGGCCGGGCCGGGCCGCGGGAGGCACAACAAACAUGGCGGCGUUGGCGGCGGGCGGUGAGGGGCGGCGGCGGAGACACCAACAUAUGGAACGCAAAUUAACUUAAGCCUACACAAGGCUGGUGACAUCUGAAAGAGGGGAAAGUGAAGAAGCUGUUCUCUGUGCUGUCUGACCUGUUGGGAGUACGUUUUGGAGCAUGUUUGCUACUUAGCGGGGAACUAAAAUUCAGGCACAAGAGGUUGUAAAAGUGAAGAGUGAAUAUGGGUGAAAAGAAACCAGAACCUUUAGACUUCGUAAAAGAUUUUCAGGAAUAUCUUACGCAGCAGACUCAGCAUGUAAACAUGAUUUCUGGAUCAGUUAGUGGAGAGAAGGAAGCAGAGACUCUUCAGGGAGCUGGGACAGAAGGUGAUCAGAAUGGUCUGGAUCAUCCUUCUGUUGAAGUUUCACUGGAUGAAAACUCAGGAAUGUUAGUAGAUGGGUUUGAAAGGACGUUUGAUGGAAAGUUAAAGUGUCGAUACUGCAACUAUGCCAGCAAAGGAACAGCACGGCUCAUCGAGCAUAUCAGAAUCCAUACAGGCGAGAAGCCGCACAGAUGCCAUUUGUGUCCCUUUGCAUCAGCUUACGAACGUCAUCUGGAAGCUCACAUGCGGUCACAUACUGGUGAAAAACCAUACAAAUGUGAAUUGUGUUCCUUUCGCUGCAGUGACAGAAGUAACUUGUCUCACCACCGCAGGCGCAAACAUAAAAUGGUGCCUGUUAAAGGUUCAAGGUCUUCCCUAAGCAGCAAGAAAAUGUGGGGGGUUUUGCAGAAGAAGACCAGCAAUUUGGGGUACAGCAGAAGAGCAUUAAUUAAUUUGAGUCCACCUUCCAUGGUGGUUCAGAAACCAGACUACCUUAAUGACUUCACUCAAGAAAUCCCAAAUAUCCAGACUGAAGCGUAUGAGAGCAUGACAAAACCAAGCCAGAGCAGUGCGUUGCCGAGAGAUCCGCAAGACCUCAUGGUAGAUAAUCCUUUAAACCAGCUCUCCACGUUAGCCGGACAAUUAUCCAGUUUGCCACCUGAAAACCAAAACCCAGCCUCUCCUGAUGUUGUUUCCUGUCAGGAUGAAAAGCCUUUCAUGAUCCAGCAACCUGCUGCGCCUGCGGUCGUGUCAGCUGUGGCAGCAGGUAUUCCUCAGAAUUCAUCUCCAACCAGCCCAGAGCCUCGUCCCGCACACAAUCAAAGGAACUACAGCCCCGUGGCCGGUCCCAGCAGUGACCGCAGCGCCCACACCAGUACUCCCAGCAUCAGUAACAGUCAGCCAAGUACUCCAGCUCCAACCCUUCCCGUUCAGGACCCUCAGCUUCUGCAUCACUGCCAACACUGUGACAUGUACUUUGCGGACAACAUCCUUUAUACUAUUCACAUGGGAUGUCAUGGAUUUGAAAACCCUUUUCAGUGCAACAUAUGUGGGUGUAAGUGUAAAAAUAAGUAUGACUUCGCUUGCCAUUUUGCAAGAGGCCAACAUAGUCAACAUUAACUGAGAACAUGCUUUCACUUAGUUUUUUAACAUAUUACAGUAUAUUUUUCAUACUUGCUGAAGAAAAGCUUGCACGUUCACAUAAGGAAUCUUCACAUUAAUCAACUCAACAAAAGAGGCAAAUUUAUGUUUUCGUAAAACUUGCCAGGGAAAUUUUGUAUAAGAUGUGGUAGUUAUUUUAUAUGUAGCCUUGCAAAAAAAAGCUGAGAGAGUGCUAUAGGAAUUGGAAUAUUGGAAUGCAUUUACAUGCUUUCUUUGCUAAAUUGAAGUUGCCUGCACUUAAUCUCAAUGAACAUUCUACAAAUAUAGAAACAGGGUGUGUGUCUUGAAACACAGGAUGCAAUUAUCAGACUAUUUACUGGGCAAGACACACUAUAUUAACCAUAAAAUAGGAAAGGCAAAUGAAGUGACAAGUGGUUACUUUGGAUACACACUUAUCCUUAAAAACUCAGCUACUCCAAACUAGAAAAACAAACAGAAGCAACUUUCACAUACAAAUUCAUUUGAUAUAAUAUUUGCUUUAAUCUAACGAAGGUUAAUAAUAACUUUUUGCUUAGUGUAUUCUAAACUCUUCAUGCUGGGACUCAAACACUAACCUAACUUAUUUUUAAAGCUCAUCACAAAACUAGCAGAUAACAGGUUAUUGUGAAUGAAAUGCUGGUAGGAAGAAAGAAAGAGUUAAAAAGCCUGUUAUUCACUAGUAGUACAAAACAAAAGUAAAUAUUACACCUUAUUUUAAACUACACUUACCAAAAUUUUACGUGUCAUUCUUUAAACACACAUAAUAAAGAGUUAGUAGAACUAAUAUAUAUUCCCUAAAAGUUUUAACUGCCUUAAACUAAUUUGUACAGAUAUUUAAAAUUUGCACAGUUAGAUUUCUGUCUUGCUGAUAGAAGUUCUAAUAGAAACAAACAAGUUUACAAAUUAAAAAUCAUUUAUUCAGUUUUCUCUUGGGCCGAGUUACAACAGGGAGGUCGCCCGGAUGUUUGAAAGUUGUAACAUCUAGUUUAUUGUAAACUUCAGCUCAGUUUGUCUUGUCACCUGCCCCAGGUUUUUUUGUCCUUUUUUUUGUGCUGGAAAUAAGGAGAAAGGCAUUUGAAGCCAUCGUGAUUAAUGUUUGUAGGUGGCAAAUGGUAACUAAAGACGUACAUGAAGUCCAUUGCACAUGUUUAUUGUUUUUUUUAUACUGUACAUCUUGCUUUAGAAGCACCUAGGUUAACGGACAGGCACUUUAAUAUAAACCUCAAGAAAACAUCCUAGCAAAAUUAAUAAAAGCUUUCAAUGUGCUACAUAGGAAUUUGUAGUGUUUCAAAAAAGUGAAGAACUGUUACUUUUCUCAUAUUUAGACAUGCACUUUUACCUUAGUUUGUCUUACUUUAGACAAAUUAAAGUUUCCUUAUGUUUUCCCCUUCUACUAUCAGCAAUAUAUGGCAGCAAAUAUGUUUUGUUACAUGUAGGAAGAUUUAUGAAUGUUCUGCAAGUUGGAGGUUGGAAUCCAUAUAGCAAAUGUUUAGCUUUUUCAAUUUAUAUUGUUACGGGAGCUAAAACUUCCCAAAGCCAAUGGAAAAACUUACAAUGACUUCACUGUAAGAUCAAUGCAGAAAAUAACACCCUUCUGAGAAUUUCAGAUUUAGAAGUAAUUUUGACUUUAAUGAAUUAAAAAGUUGGGAGCCAAUUAUGUUUCUGUCUACCUAACCUACCUACUGUUGAAUUUUCUGUGCUUUAAGUAACCAGUUGAAGGAACUGGAUUCUUGGUUUCACAUAGUGUUGUAGUAACGAGGUCAAAAACACACCGUUGAAGUAUUUCCAGUGUGGUAAAGGUGAAUGAUAACAUGCUAUCACUCCCAAAAAUGUUUUUGGUUUCAUGCCUGGUUCCAAAUCCAUUUCAGUGGAUUUGUAAAACAGAAUGUAAUUUCCACUUUUCUAAUGACACUCUUUAAAAGUUAUUUUAUAAGCAAAACCACAACUCUGUGUGCAUAAACAUAGAGAGUCCUGUAUUUUAAGGACUAAAGUUUGACUGAAUGGGAAUCCAGUUGGAAGUUACUUCUCCUGUACAGGUUUAUUAACAUAGGCGGUUCUUCUAGUCAAAGAACAAUGUAGGAACAAUAACUUUCUUUUGAUCACAUAUUGAGACGUUCUAAAAUCUGCAUCUGACUAAAAUACAAUAUUAGAACUACAGAUGUUACUCUUGAAGACCAUAACAAUUAGUAAUUUGUAGAGGUCAUUUUCCUUGCCUUUUGCUGGAUGACAUAAACUUCUAUUCCUGGGUUCUGGGAACUCCAGGGAAGCCUCUGACCUGGUGCUGCUCUGUGAAGCACCUUCCAGCACUGAGUGAUGUGCCGAUCGCAACAGCCGAGUUCUCUUUGGCUUGCGGCUCCAGCCUUUCUCCCACUUGGGAUGAGAUUAACUCCAAGUGCACAAAUAUUUGAGAUUUCAUCCUUCUGUUCCAUUCAUGUGGUUUCUGAUCCAUUGAGACUUUCACUGGCAGUGCCUGUAAACAUCAUAGAUGUUUUUUUCUUUUUGUGAUGGCUCAUGAUUUGGCAAUUUAGAAAAAUGAUUUUUGAGCCAUGAGGCCCCAGAAUGAAAUUUUAAAUAGAAUAGUCAGGUUGCUAAUAGAGGCAGCUGGUAGCAAGAGGAAAGCCUGUGUGAUCUGAUUGAUUCCCUCAUCUAGAAGGGAAUCAUUUGUUGUGGGGGAAAGUAUGUUAUUAAUAAUAGAACUUGAUAAAACUAAACUCAAACCUUGCAAAUUGUUGUUUAGAAGUGUUUUAAUACUGCUAACUUAAUACCAUUGUUUCUGCUUGGAAGUACCUACGGAAAAGAAAAUUAGCUUGAACAUCUGUGAACCGUUGAACAGCGAUGAAAAUACUCUUCCGUCUUUCCUUGCGCAAGCUCCUGUUUGCAGGGGGUUCUUAGGCGGCUUCUGCCUUUGAUGUCGAUCCCACAGGCAGAGGUGCAGGGUGGAUCCUGCCAAAUAACUGCUCUAGACUGGGAUUCUUAGUUUUUCAGCCUCAUACCGUGUGCUCAGUUGUGCCAAGUGGUACCCUGCCUGUGUCGAUUUCCUUCUGUCUGCUGAGUAGGUUUGGAAGGUAUAUUUUCACAUUGUUUUUUCAUGAUUCUGUACGUACUAUUUAAUUUAAAGACCAGAAAUAGUACUGGAAAAUUGUUUGAGAGUAUGAUCCUGACAACUCCCCUGCACAAGCAGAUCUCACUCCGAGUCAGUGGGGGAUCCUUGUCAGGAACUGUGGGAUCGAGUCCUGCAUUUGGACUUUUCCUAUUGAGUUCUCCAUGUGCUCCACUGCACUAACUUUUGGUUUUGAUUUUCUUUUUAGAAACCCAAAUCCUUAUAUCAUAAGGUGGUGAUCAGCAUUUGAACUCCUACUAACAGGGGAAGUUUGGGAAUGAGCUGAAAUUUUUCCAUAGUUUGACUCAAAGUUCCGUAGUUGCAAAACAAUAACUUUGUGGGGUUUUUUUGUUUUUAUUGUAAAUUAUUAUUUCAUAGUUGUUGAUAUUUUUAACAUGCACUAUUUAUAGUACCCUUAAUACAGACGUUACUUUGAGACUGAAUAUUCCAAUGAACAUGCAAAUAUUAGGGCUGAAGAUCUUAGUAGAUAUCUCGGUUAAUACUUAAACCAACCAUGAAGCAGCUAAUAGGAAAUAAUAAUUGGGUUUUUUCCACAGAUAAAAUGUUUAGAAGGGGAAGAUUUUGACGUAAAAUGUUGAUUGGCAUUUUAAAAUAAAACUCUGUGCUGGAAGAUGUGUUCCAAUGGUGUUUCAUAGCAAAAUGAUCUGUUGCUAUUUGUUUUGUUCCAGAAUGUUUAGGGGGUUUGCUUGUUUGGUUUUUGUUUCUUUUUGACGAAGGGAAUGUAAUUUAGAGGUCUUCACUGGCAAGUUUUGUAAUAACUUUAAGCUUCUUCGAAAAUCUACAGCAAAUGGAUGUUCUGCUGCAGGAGAUCUAUUCCCUGCUGAAGCAUUUUUCAUUGAGCAAUCUUUGUGUAUGUGCUUGUAAGUACCUGCUUUGUUAAUAAUGUGUAUUUCAGUGUAAAAAGCAUAUUUUGUAUGCAAAAAAUGAAAGCCGUUAGAGUUGUAAAAUAAAUUUUAUUGUGUAGUGAAUGUUUUCAGAUGACAAGGAUAAUUCUGAAAUAACUAUAUCAAGUGUAGUUCAUGUUGUGAAGCUUUGCUUUUGUAAGAUAUGAAUAAAAUAACACUUUCUAAUUAA